AAUAAAAAAAUAAAAAAGAAAAGGGGCCUCUUUCAAAGCACGAAAGGAAAUGAAUCCUCCGGUGAGCCCUAAACGCCUUGAGAAGCCCCUGUUUUCUGCUGCGAUUGCCAAUCAAUCAUGCAACAGGGCGGGGGAUCGGAGACGGAGGUCACUUGGGAGGAUCAGCAGAACAUCAACAAGUUCUCCAAGCUCAACAAUCGGUUCCACGAGCUGGAGGAUGAGAUCCGAAUCGCCAAGGAAACAAACGACAAUCUUGAGGAUGCGAGCAAUGAGUUGAUUCUUACUGAUGAGGAGGUUGUGCGCUUCCAGAUAGGGGAGGUUUUCGCUCACGUGCCAAAGGACGAAGUAGAGAGCCGAAUCGAAGAGAUGAAAGAAGUAACUACGAAAAACUUGGAGAAGUUGGAAGAUGAGAAAGAUUCUGUGCUUGCGCAGAUGGCCGAGUUGAAGAAAGUUCUGUAUGGAAAGUUCGGGGACUCCAUCAAUUUGGAAGAGGAUUAACAUAGCUCUUGCUGCUGGUUUUACUUUGGUUUCUGUUCAUUGAAUCAUAUCUCAUUUUGCUUUACCGGCUUCAGGAAAUUUGGAAUGCCUGCUGUAAGAUCAAUGCAAUAGCCUGGUUUGCUCUGCCAACUGCCCUUAUGAGUGACUGUUAUCAUGUUCUUGAACUCUUUGUUGCCAUCAGUUUUGGUCUCCUUCUUGGUUACGAUCACUUGAAUAUGACAUUCUACCUUCAGUCUCAA
Molecule: messenger RNA, 737 nt
Organism: Rhodamnia argentea
Lineage: Eukaryota; Viridiplantae; Streptophyta; Magnoliopsida; Myrtales; Myrtaceae
Product: probable prefoldin subunit 4
Exons: 3
Coding region: 118-498 (126 amino acids)
Biological process (GO): protein folding
Cellular component (GO): prefoldin complex; cytoplasm
Source: RefSeq, a predicted model, not a curated record